CAACGACUCAUCAACCUCUAAACCCCGCGUUUAAUCCUCGCCCAAGAUGGUCUACUAUUUCACUUCCAAUACCGUGUCUCCAGCAGCCUUCAUAUACGUUGGCAAAGACAAGGUAGAAAAUGAGGAGCUUAUCAAAUAUGGCUUUAAUGAAGAUAUCUGGUUUCAUGUGGAUAAUCUGUCGUCGGCGCAUAUCUACUUGAGGCUUCCCGAAGGAGAAAAUUGGGAGAAUAUUUCACCCGAGUUACUGCAGGAUUGCGCGCAGUUGACCAAGGCUAAUAGUAUUGAUGGCAACAAGAAAGAUAAUGUUACGAUAGUCUACACACCUUGGUCAAAUUUGAAAAAGGAUGGGAGCAUGGCUGUGGGUCAGGUGGGUUUCAAGGAUCAGAGGAAGGUUAAGCGCAUCCAUGUCGAGAAACGAGAGAACCCAAUCGUCAACCGGCUCAACAAGACUAAGAGCGAGAAGUAUCCAGACCUAAGGCAAGAGAAGGAAGAUAGGCAGAAGGAGCUAAGGCUACGAGAUAGGGUUGCGCAGCAGGCUAGACAAAAAGAGGAAGCUCGAGUUGCAAGGGAGAGAAAGGAGAAGGCUUGGCAGAGAGACCAUGCGUACGACGACCUGAUGGCUGAGGAGAAUGUUGCGCAGUCAAGCAACCAAGACCGGGAUCCGGACUUCCUUGACGACUUUUUUUAGUCGUUCUCUUCUCGGUCUCUACAUAUCCUCAGAUGCAUGAAGCCAGCACCUCCGCCCAGACUCAUAGGACUGCUUUAGCCGAGACACGAUAGCAGUUCGCGAGUGAUUGACCAACUGCCUUUGGCCAAAUCGGACGGGAAUGGCGCUGACGAUGGUGUUGGAAACUGUCAAUUCGGGUCUCGAACUAUCAUUGCCGGAAGGC
Molecule: messenger RNA, 890 nt
Organism: Lindgomyces ingoldianus
Lineage: Eukaryota; Fungi; Ascomycota; Dothideomycetes; Pleosporales; Lindgomycetaceae
Product: DUF814-domain-containing protein
Exons: 5
Coding region: 47-688 (213 amino acids)
Source: RefSeq, a predicted model, not a curated record